Messenger RNA from Wasmannia auropunctata (little fire ant), 4084 nucleotides. RefSeq names its product sodium/calcium exchanger 2 (gene Calx). The transcript has 9 exons. NCBI's taxonomy places the organism in Eukaryota, Metazoa, Arthropoda, Insecta, Hymenoptera, Formicidae. Gene Ontology annotation, molecular function: calcium:sodium antiporter activity. Gene Ontology annotation, biological process: sodium ion transmembrane transport; cell communication; calcium ion import across plasma membrane. The record is from RefSeq and is a predicted model, not a curated record. Gene Ontology annotation, cellular component: axon; sarcolemma; postsynapse. The coding region runs from base 936 to 3548 and encodes 870 amino acids.
UCAGUGUUCGUUCGAGCGCGGCCCGGUACGGUUCUGUUACCCCGUGAUGCCAGAGGGUCCGCUUCGUGAUGGGAGCUCACUGCCGCGGUAAUAUCGGUGGGUUCCAUCGGUAGCCGAUUCCCAACGCCGAUACGCACCAUCAUUCACAGUGUUAUCCGUGCGGUACUAGCCUGCCUUUCCCGGGGGGGAGGGGGUGAGAGAGAGUUUACGGGCGUGCGUAAGGAGAAGGGGUGUCAGCAGGGCGGGAGUGCGUGAGUGCAGGGGAGGACAGGGCAGUGACACACGGACAAAAAUACUCCAAGGCCAAUUUGAACGGGGAGACGAUGCCGGAGACUUGAUUGGAAAACGAAAUUGGGUAUAAGUGAAGGAAGCUGAGGAAAUUAGCUCGUGAGGCUAGUACAAAAUCGCGGCUUGAAUGGUAUAAUCGCUGCUUGCCCGUGGGGUGAAGUUCCGAAACGUCAUCGCCCUUCCUUCAGCGAAAACAAACACGCCUGUAUCGCACGCGGAAGAUUGGAUUUACGUUUACGUUUUUCGCGGGUUUUUCAACGGUGAAUACAUCGAUUCUCUCUAGUCAGUGUUCAGUGCAAUAGAGAGCAAAAUUCGCGCGAGGGAAACAUAGCAAAUGAGAGAAAAUAGUCUUUAAUUCUCGAUUAUUUUUCUCGCGAAGGCUCGAAAAGGGAAACUCUCUUUUGCGUCCUUUUUUUUCCCACCCUCGAAGGGAGAGAAUUUCUAGAAUUUUCAACCCUCGCGAAACGCGAGCCGCGAGUCAAGGUAACGCCUGCCAUCAGGAAGAUCGCUCCGAUUCAUUCUGAAUGAAGAACGGGAUUAUUUUGAGCGGAGUUUCAUUCCCGAAGAGACGCGGCAAGUGAGCUGCUGCUGAGAGUAAGCCGCGCCAAGUUCCAGCCGCAAUUUUCGACACACGCAACUCUGACAAUAUGUCUGGGAACUACACGGCGCGCUGCGAGCCGGGCCUAGUGCUACCGCUCUGGGGUCCGGAGGAUAACCUGCAUCUAAUCGACAUCAUCUUCCGGGGCCUGGUGUACUUUCUUCUGCUGUUGUACUUGUUCAUCGGCGUGUCAAUCAUCAGCGACCGUUUUAUGGCUGCCAUCGAGGUGAUCACGUCCAAGGAGAAGGAAUUGGUGGUGCGCCGUCACGGGAGGGAGCCGCAGAUCAUCGUGGUGCGUGUGUGGAACGAGACGGUGGCCAAUCUGACCUUAAUGGCGCUCGGUAGCAGUGCCCCCGAGAUCCUGCUGUCCAUCAUCGAGAUCUGGGCGAAGAACUUUCAGGCGGGCGAGCUGGGCCCGGGCACGAUCGUCGGCUCCGCCGCGUACAAUCUCUUUGUUAUCAUUUCCCUGUGCGUGUUCGUGAUCCCGAACGGCGAGACCCGGAAGAUAAAGCAUCUCCGUGUUUUCUUUGUCACCGCCACCUGGAGCAUCUUCGCCUAUGUGUGGCUCUACGUUAUCCUGGCGGUUUCCAGCCCGGGCGUGCUGGAGGUCUGGGAGGGCAUCCUGACCUUCUCCUUCUUCCCGGCCACGGUAUUGACGGCUUACGUUGCCGAUCGACGACUGCUGAUAUACAAGUAUCUGAACAAGGGUUACCGAAUGAACAAGCGGGGUGUGAUCGUGCAGGCGGAGGUCGGGGAUUCCGAGAUGGGGGUGGAGCUGGAGAUCAAGCCUCAGCAAGAUGGUAUCGGCAUGGUGGAUCGCCUGGCCGACGCCGAUUCCCCGGAGGCGAGGGAAUUCGAGCAGACUCGUAGGGAUUACAUCAAUACCUUGAAGGAAUUGCGUAAAAAGUAUCCCACCCUGCCGCUGGAGCAAUUAGAGGUCAUGGCUCACGAGGAAGUGCUGGGUAAGGGCCCGAAGAGUCGGGCCUUUUACAGGGUGCAGGCUACGAGGAAGAUGGUAGGCGCGGGCAACCUCAGCAGGAAGAUCAGCGAACGGGCGCAGAGCGACCUUAGUGAGGUCAAGGCCGAGUUGCAGAAAGCUGAAGCGGAGAGCAUCGAUAUCGAGCAAGUCAACGCCAUGAGAGUAUUUUUCGAGCCUGGUCAUUACACUGUGAUGGAGAACGUUGGUACCUUUGAGGUGGGCGUUUCCAGGGCUGGAGGUGAUCUCACCAGACCCUGCACCGUGGAUUACUGCACGGAAGAUGGCUCCGCUGAGGCGGGAUCUGAUUAUGUGAGUGCCAAGGGCACUCUGACUUUCGAGCCUGGCGAGACCAUGAAGACUAUCAAGCUCUCAGUUAUCGAUGACGAAUUGUUCGAGGAGGAUGAACACUUUUAUGUCAGGCUCAGUAACGUGUCGCAGCCAGCAAUGCUUGUCUCGCCGAGCCUAGCGACGGUAAUGAUCCUGGAUGACGAUCACAGCGGCAUUUUUGGCUUUCCCGAGAGAGAUGUAGAGCUAGUGGAGAGCGUGGGUCAGCAUCCUCUGCGGGUGGUGCGCUAUAGUGGGGCUCGUGGUCGCGUUAUUAUCCCUUACCGCACUGUGGAGGGCACUGCGAAACCCGGCAAGCAAUACGUGCAUACCGAAGGCAACCUGACUUUUGAGGAUAAUCAGACAGAAAAAGUUAUUAACCUGGAGAUCAUUGAAGAGGAUUCCUACGAGAAGGAUGCCCUUUUGUACGUCGAGUUGGGCGAGCCGUUGCUGCAAGGAGCGGAAGCAGGAAUGGCUGCUGCGGCGGAGAUGAAGCAACCGGAGGAAAGGACGGAGGAGGAGAAAAUGGCACUGCUGGGCAGACCGCGUCUGGGCGAGGUGUCUCGGGCGCAAAUCAGGAUUAAGGAAUCCAAGGAGUUCAAGAACACAGUGGAUAAGCUGGUCCAGCGAGCAAACGCCUCCAUAAUACUCGGCACAAGUUCUUGGAAAGAACAAUUCACGGAAGCGCUGACCGUCAGUGGGGGUGAUGAGAACGACGCAGAGGGUGGAACCGGUCAACCUUCCUCACCAUCCGCGAUGAAUUAUCUGAUGCACUCACUUACCAUCUUCUGGAAGGUCCUCUUCGCCUUCGUUCCGCCCACAGAUAUCGCCGGCGGUUACCUGUGCUUUAUCGUCAGCAUUCUGGGGAUCGGCGUUGUUACGGCGAUAAUCGGCGACGUUGCCUCGUAUUUCGGUUGCACUCUGGGCAUCAAGGAUUCAGUCACCGCGAUAGUAUUCGUCGCCCUCGGUACCAGCAUUCCCGACACGUUCGCGAGCAAGGUGGCCGCUUGCCAGGACAAGUAUGCCGACGCGAGUGUGGGCAAUGUGACUGGAAGUAACGCGGUAAACGUCUUCCUGGGAAUCGGCGUCGCGUGGAGUAUCGCCGCCAUUUACCGUGCUUGCCACAACGAGCAGUUCUAUGUCAAACCUGGCAACUUGGCCUUCUCCGUCACCCUAUUCUGCAGCGAGGCGUGCUUCGUGAUCGUGGUGCUGCUGGUGAGACGAGUGAAGUCGAUCGGCGGCGAACUGGGCGGACCUUUUAUACCGAAGCUCGUCACGUCCGUGUUCCUGUUCUCUCUCUGGCUGCUCUACCUCAUCAUGUCCACCCUUGAGGCCUACGGCGUGAUCCAGGGUUUCUAAACCAAGGCCAAUGCGACGCCAUUACGUCGGCCUAUCCACUGCGUAUAUCUUAGCUCUGGCGUCCGCCAAGGCACGUGCUCAACGAAACUAUUAACCGGACACAGAUGCGGUAUCGGAACGAUACGAUUUCGCGAAGAACGAACUCUAAUUGUGCCGGGAACUCACAUAAGUUCAUCCUCUGAGACGAUUAACAACGAACACGUUCGCGUGACGUAUUAAAUGGAUAUGUGUAUGUAUGUGUAUGCAUGUAUAGGUAUUCUGAGAACAUGGGGAGCGUGCUUAUAGCGAGCGUGUCAAAGGGAGAAGAAAGCGAAUCGAUGGAGGGAAGGACGGACACGGAGAAAAAGGGAAGGAAAGAAGCAUAGAACCGAGAAGAGAAAAAUGUGCGCGCGUGAGAAAAAGUGUGAGCUUGCCUUAAAAAUAAUUCAAAGGGAGAAAUGAAGUAAGUGCGUUCUAGUCAUGCCAUAUUCCCCGCUAAAAGAAAAAAAAAAGAGAGAAGAUUUGGCUGUUAUCAAAAAGUAAAAAAAAAGAAAAAA